AUGCCCCCACACAAUAGUAGCCGAAGAGAUAGUAUUACAUCGAAUCGGGGCUCGCCAAUGAGGCCAACCGUCUCCCUCUCCCCUCGACUCUCAAUACCAUCAGCACAUACUAUUCAAAUUCCCUAUGAUCCAAAUGAAACUUAUAAUGUUGUACAUAUACCGACUCAAAUAGCCCUCUCUCCUCGUUCUGAUCAUUCUUUAAGAAAUUCGUUACACGCCUCUACACUUCGUGCCUCAAUGAAUAAUAAUAAUAAUACACUUCGAUCAUCAAUGAAUGGAACCAAUACGCUGAGAACAUCAAUGCAAGGAGGAAAUACAAUGCUAUCUCGAUCGAUGGAUCUACAACAACAACAACCAAUUAGCUAUGUUAGUAGCAAUAACAAUGUUAUUCUAACUUCCAGAAUGGACACAAAUACAUUUAGAAGAAAUUCUGGAACCUCCGAAGAUGAAGUUAUCUAUGUAGAUAAACCUCUCGUAAUGACAACAACAACCACCACCACCAAUACUCCGUCCUUAAUUCUCUCACCAAAUUCUGUUAGUGUUGGAAAUGUAAGCGAUUUUUCUGGAGAAAGACAAGUAAGGAGAGUUACUUUCGAUCAAAUGGCCCAGCAACAACAGCAGGUGCAACUCAGUGGACCAAUGAGACCAAAUCAUAGAUUAGACAGGACUAACAAUACAGCAAGUACAUUGAACAUGCGUAUUAGAGGUCUUGAAGCUGACUAUAUGGAAGACGUUAGAAGAAGAAACAGAGAAGUCUAUGGAAAUCAAUAUCAAAUUUGGAGAAAUUAUAAGGAAAAAACAAAAUCAACAAUGAAUGUUCAUGAUGCUAUGAAAUCAAAGAGCAAUAGUGUCAAGAACUUUCUUCACAUUAAUAAUCACAGAAUGGAUCCAAUGACAAUCCAAGAAUUGAGAGACCAAGGGUACAUUGUAAAGAUGACUCCGAAAGGGCAACCAUACAUUGUAAGAGAUAAAGCCCUGACAGCUGUUGUUUCCAAUAACAAUAUUCAACCUGUAAAAGAAGAGAAGGAAGAGAAAAAGCUUAGUUUUUUCUGUAGAUGGUCAGCCAUCGAAGAUGCCUAUGGAUUGGGUGUAAAACUCUAUUUUGAUUUUGCUAGAUUGAUGAUUGUGUUGAAUGCCUUUUUGUUUUGCAUUCAACUCUUUAAUAUCAUCGUCCACCUUGUAGUUGAUUAUCAAGAUAUUGCAAAUAGCUUUUCUUCCUUUGACCUGUCCAUCAUUGACCAAUUGUAUGCCUCUACGUAUAGUAGAAGUUUGUAUUGGGUGUGGAUUUCAACGAAUGCUCUAUGUAUCGUAAUUAGUCUAGCGUUUGGGCCAUUGUACUGGUGGAUAAUUCACACGUACUAUGAAAAGAGAGACCUGUAUGAUUGUGAAGAGAAUUUCUUGGAUUCUGAAUCUGAUAAAAUUAAGGAGAAUCAAAAAAUAAGACUUUUAGAAUACUUGUUCAGAAUGAUAUUGAGCUAUUCAGUUUUCGCAAUCUUUAUGAUGAUUUCUUUCAGCGUUACAAUGGGCUUUACAAUUUUACAAAAUGUUAAUGCGAUGUACGAAUUGGCAGAUUCAACCUUCUCUGCUAAUGGUAACAUUCUGACGGCAAUCUCAAUUGGUAUUUCUGUUGUUAUUUCUGUAAUGUCUUUUAUUUGGAAGAAGAUUUGUGCUUAUCUCACUAAUUUUGGUAUGUUGGUUAAUUACUUUAUUGAUUCUAAUAUCUACUUUUCAGAGAGACACAAAACAUGGUCAUCCUACAGAAAACAUAAUACUUUCAAAUUCUUAUUCUUUAAACUUUUCAGUGUGUUUGUCAUGGGUUUCACCAAGGGGUUUUUUGCCACUCCUUGUGUGAUUAAGGUAAUGGGCAAUCAGUACAUGAUUCAGAUGUUUAUUGACUUUUCUAUGGCAUUUUUAGUUGAAUUGGUAUUCCCAUUAAUUGCUCGAAAAGUUAAGGAAUUGGUUAAAAAAGAUGACACCCCAGUUCCAAAACCAGACUUUGAUGUUUCAGAAGAGUACUUGGAACUAAUCUAUCGUCAAUAUUUAGUCUACAAUGGAUUUGUGAGCUUCCCACUGAUCACUCUUAUUGGACUCGUUGCCUCUAUAUUUGAAGUUUACUUGGACAAGUUUAGAUUACUUAAAAUUGCUGCCAAACCUCCACUUACAACUGGUUCUGUAAAGUCUGUCGUUACAUUCUUUGCAAUUCUAGCAGCUAUUCUGCCAAUCUUUAACUGGGCUGGAGGAAAUCUGUAUAUUCUUUCUGGAUAUUAUUGGUGUAAUGCACCAUCAGAUAUUGAAUGCUCAGCAUGUACUAUAACAGAUAAUGGAAGAUUCCCUAACUUGAUUAAGGCCAUGUUCGAAAGUACAUAA
This is a messenger RNA of Naegleria gruberi, 2367 nucleotides long. RefSeq lists its product as uncharacterized. Gene Ontology annotation, cellular component: membrane. Bases 1 to 2367 code for a protein of 788 amino acids. The record is from RefSeq and is a predicted model, not a curated record. NCBI's taxonomy places the organism in Eukaryota, Heterolobosea, Eutetramitea, Acrasida, Naegleriidae. Gene Ontology annotation, molecular function: chloride channel activity. The transcript has a single exon. Gene Ontology annotation, biological process: chloride transmembrane transport.